AUGAAAGAUAAUUCUAGAUCUCCUAACGACGGAUUUCACCGCUACUUGAAGCCAGGCGCGCUUGCUCAGAUUCGAAACUCGAGAAUCAACAACGCUAUACAUCUACUUCCCUCGUGUCUCGCUCACUAUCGCAUCCGCCAUCUCCUCCUCAAACGAUACAGAAGGCAUGCCUCAUCCAGCGUGCAAGUUGCUUCUUAUUCUCUAUCGAAAAUCUCCCCUGCAUCGGCUCUCUGCUUGUUUCCAUUGUACUCUGCUGCUACAAGGUGGUGUCAUGGGGCUAGUUGGCGGUCGCCUGCGAGCCUCCGAGCUCAAACCAGGAUUACUGCUCUGGUAUUAGAGCAAUUUAAACGCAAGUUCGCUACCAUUGGUAAUUACUUGGUGGUUUACCUUUGUUUUAUAUCUUCUUUAGCUUGCAACACAAGAAUACCAUGUUUACUAUGUUGUUUUAUUUUACAUUUUGGGGAUACGGUAGUUCACUUCAAUACGGCUUAA
Messenger RNA from Raphanus sativus (radish), 492 nucleotides. RefSeq lists its product as uncharacterized. The record is from RefSeq and is a predicted model, not a curated record. Bases 1 to 492 code for a protein of 163 amino acids. NCBI's taxonomy places the organism in Eukaryota, Viridiplantae, Streptophyta, Magnoliopsida, Brassicales, Brassicaceae. The transcript is spliced from 2 exons.